Messenger RNA from Pocillopora damicornis (cauliflower coral), 2251 nucleotides. RefSeq names its product annexin A13. Gene Ontology annotation, cellular component: plasma membrane; cytoplasm; vesicle membrane. The record is from RefSeq and is a predicted model, not a curated record. Gene Ontology annotation, molecular function: calcium ion binding; calcium-dependent phospholipid binding; phosphatidylserine binding. Lineage: Eukaryota; Metazoa; Cnidaria; Anthozoa; Scleractinia; Pocilloporidae.
UACCCAACCUAUUCAGAACGUUUGAGGUCACGAGACGAGAAAUCAGUCAGACGGAACGAUUGCUCGUCAGUCUCACUGCAUUCGCUCGCUAAGUUUACAGCGAAGUGGAAGAAAUGGGUUGCGCAGCGUCUAAAGGUGACAAAUCUGAAUCACACGGGAGGAAUGAGGUCAGCAGUUCGGAACCACCCAACUGGGAUAAGGAAGCUGAUCGACUGCGUGACUCCAUCCAAGGAUUGGGCACCGAUGAAAUUUCCAUAGUUAGAGUCUUGGCCAGAUUGACCAACAGACAGAGAAGGAAAUUGCUGAGAGUGUACAAGGAACGAUUUAAUGAGGAUUUAGCAACUGUGCUUGAAACAGAGCUGAGGGGGGCAGCUAAGACAGUGGUAGAUGCGUUACUGUACACACCUGAGAUGUACAAUGUCACUUCAUUAAAAGAAGCCUUUGAAAGCAAGGAUUACGAUACGGUUGUGUCCAUUAUAAUAUCAAGUAGAAAUGACAGUUUAAUGGACAUGAAGGAAAAGUAUUUUGCUGAGUUUAACAAGACAUUAGAAGAUGAUUUGUCCAAGAUACCAGACAAAGAUGUCAGGCAUAUUGUGAUGUCGUUACUUAGUGUCGAUCGAUCUUCUGCCAAGAAAAGAGCUGAUAAGGAAGCGGCAAGAAUAAGAGCCACCUUGUUGUUCAAUGAUGGUGACAUUCUGUCUCUGUUGUGCGAAAAAGUUGGCAGAAAUCAACUGAGGGAGACACUGGCUGCUUUUCUGGAGUUGCAUAGAAUCAAUAUUGGACAAUUUAUUGAAGAGAAAUGUUCAACUCUAUCGAAAAAAGCGCAAGACACCUUAAAAGAUUGUGUUUUAUUGAUUGAAAACCCUCCACAAUAUUUCGCAAAGGAAAUGGCAAAGGCUGACGAGCUCAAGAUAUUGAGAAUGAUGGUCUCUAGGUCUGAGAUAGACCUUUAUUACAUCAAGAAAGAGUUCCUCAGCAUCUACUCGAGACAACUCCAUGACACCAUUGACAAGCAGUGUCGCUUUGAUUACGCCAGACUGUUAAUAGUGAUACUGGAAUUACGUGGACAAUACAGUGAGUCAGCUAAGAAGAGAUGAUUUAUGGCAACGUAUCGCAUGUUGUAUCCCAGAGGUUUCGCUUCGUGUAGCCUCACUCAGAAUGAAACGAAGGAUCUGCAUGGUAAUAACGCCCUGUAGGACAGAAAUCGUCUCUAUCCAUGGGUAAAAACAUAUAUACCACAGAGAGGCUCGUCUUUCUAAGACAUUUUGGAUGGCGACAUUAUAAGUACUAAGAGAAGUUUGGUUGAGGCAGUUAAUUGUAUUGAUAUAUCAUGAAAUCUCUCUGCUGAAAAUCUCGCAUUAUGAAGAAAGGAACAAGUGAAAACAAAAGGAACACUGUUGAAAAGAGAAUUUCAAAAGACAAGCGCAAACUCUAACAAUAUUAUGAGACAAAAAAGAUAAAUAUAUUAAUAAAAAAAGUAAUUUUUUAACGAGCAGUUUGAUCUGUGUCGAUUGCUCAUACGCGAAAUUAAAAGGGGCUUUUUAGUUCGGUGAAAGAUCCAAUAUGAAGGAAAGUGGACGAAAAAUAACUGAAACAAGUUGACCUCAAACACAUAUAAGGCGGUUUACAAAUUCCACCGCAUGGCCUCCACUCACGCGCGCGUGCCAAAAAAGAGUUCUCUGGCUACAGAUCUAGAUAAGAAAAAAAAUUGGGAGGAAAAAGAUUGUUAUUCAAUAGCCCCGUUUUUGUGACAAGUUUCUAUUAUUUAAUUCAACAAUUUCACAAAUGCUAUGUACAAAGCUUUGGAGACUGACAUCCAACAAUAUUCUUGAAGGGCUAUGUUUUAAAAAUGUACAACAGUUAACACGACUACAAGGAAAUAAAUAGCUGGAUAAAUAUUAAGUACGUGUAAUAAAUAAAUAAAUAAAUAGACUGAAAUCCAACAACAUUCUUGAAGGGCUAUGUUUUAAAAAUGUACAACAGUAAACACGACUGCCAGGAAAUAAAUAGCUGGAUAAAUAUUAAAUACAUGUAAUAAAUAAAUAAAUAAAUAGGAAGUUAUCAAAUUUUUAUCUACAUAAGAUGUGAAAAUCUUCUAAAGCUGUUUUCACACGCUAUUCCAAAGUUAUAACAGGUUUUGCUAAAGAGUACCACAGGUUUAAAUUUACGACCUUAGACACUAUCGCCAUCAUAAAAGUAUCAUUUUUUCCCUAUUGGGCAAUUUGACGUUUAGCACUCGUUGUUAGCACAC